Molecule: messenger RNA, 531 nt
Organism: Paraglomus brasilianum
Lineage: Eukaryota; Fungi; Glomeromycota; Glomeromycetes; Paraglomerales; Paraglomeraceae
Source: the annotation of a GenBank genome assembly
AUGGACAUGUUACGGUUAAUGUUCAAUGAAUAUGAAGAAGAAAGACAGAUUUUUCCUGUGGCUCUCGCGGCUACUGCUGCCCCCGGGCUUAUUUCUUACCGAGCUCCUAUUAGUCAUGGAAUCUUCAUUGAUCCAAGACAAGAAGCUAUCACGAAAAGGAAAUGGUCUACGGAUGCUCCUGCUUGGCGAAUUGCAACUAAGGGGUUGAAUCUUGAAGGAAAUUGUACCAACUUUUCCUGCAAAGCCUAUAAUGGCAGUCGAGUUAUCCACAAAUGGGGUAAACGCAACUUUGAUUUCUUUGCGCAAGAGCAUCUUUGCAAGUGUCCUAUCUGCAAUAAAUACGUUCAACCUAUCACCUGCGGAUUUUACGACACUCAGUGGAAGAUCAGUGGCUACAAGAAGGAGAGCGGUAGUGCACCUGUGAAAGUCAAAGGUCAAUGGAAUACUGCUUCCAGCGAUGGAUACACUACCUUCGAUGAUGACCUUACCACGGUCAUUGAUUGGAAGGAACUUAAGAUCGAAGUGAGGUAG